Corticium candelabrum is the source of this 1470-nucleotide messenger RNA. RefSeq names its product NADH-ubiquinone oxidoreductase chain 5-like. Bases 423 to 1394 code for a protein of 323 amino acids. NCBI's taxonomy places the organism in Eukaryota, Metazoa, Porifera, Homoscleromorpha, Homosclerophorida, Plakinidae. The record is from RefSeq and is a predicted model, not a curated record. The transcript has a single exon.
UUGAUAUUGGUUUAUUUAUUUGGUUUUACUGCAUGAUUUCUGUUUGCUUUAAGUUUUUGUUGUUUGUCCAUUUGUUUGUUUUAAGUAUUUGGUAUUUGUUUUGUUAGUUUAAUUGUUGUUUAUAUGUUUGUUUGUUUCUUCUAUUUGUCUGUUUGUAUGUUUAUAUGUUUGUUUGUUUCUUUUGGUUGUCUGUUUGUAUGUUUAUUAUGUUUGUGUUUGUCUGUGUGUGUUUGUCUGUUGUGUUUGUCUGUUGGUUUGUUGGUAUAUGUUUGUUUGGUAUUGGUUUGUUGGUAUGUUUGUUUGUUUGUUGUUUUAAUGUUAUUUUUUUACUGCACAAUUUCCGUUUGUUUUAUAUUUUUCUUGUUUGUCCAUUUGUUUGUUUUUAUGUAUUUGUUUAUUUGUUUUGUUAGUUUGUUGUUUAUAUGUUUGUUUGUUUGUUUGUUUGUAAGUUUGUAUGUUUGUCUAUUUGUGUUUGUUUGUUUGUGUUUGUCUGUUGGUUUGUUGGUUACCAGGUAUAUGUUUGUUUGGUAUUGGUUUGUUGGUAUAUGUUUUUUGUUUGUUGUUUAAUUUACUGUUAUUUAUUUUUAGUGCAUGAUUUCUGUUUGUUAUAUAUUUUUCUUGUUUUGUCCAUUUGUUUGUUUUUAUGUAUGUUUAUUACUUGUUUUGUUAGUUUGUUGUUUAUAAGUUUGUUUAUUUUUUUUGUUAGUCUGUUUGUGUUUGUCUGUUUGUGUUUGUUUGUGUUUGUCUGUUUGUAUUUGUCUGUUUGUGUGUUUGUUUGUGUUUGUCUGUUUGUGUUUGUCUGUUUGCAUUUGUCUGUUUGUUUUUAUAUACAGUAUUUGUUUAUUUUGGUUGGUUUGUUUCUUUGUUUUUAUACAUUUGUUUUUUUGCUUAUUCGUUUGUUUGUUUGUUUGUCUGUGUGUUUAUUUUAUUUUUUGUUUGCCUUAAUUUUGUUGUUGAUAUAUUUUAAUUUGUUUGUGUCAUUUGUUUGUGUCAUUAGUUUGUGUUGUUUGUUUUCUGCUUGUUUGUUUUAUUUUUGUUUGUAUUUGUCAUUAAUAUAUUUUUAUUUGUUUGUAUUGUUUGUGUCAUUUGUUUGUGUUGUUUGUUUAUCUGUUUGUUUGUUUUAUUCUUGUUUGUAUUUGUUGUCAAUAUAUUUUUAUUUGUUUAUGUCAUUUGUUUGUGUUGUUUGUUUGUGUUGUUUGUUUGUGUCAUUUGUUUGUGUUGUUUUUUGUUUGUUCAUUUGUAUAUUUUUAUUUGUUUGUGUUGUUUGUUUGUCUGGCUGUUUGUUUGUCUUUGUUGUUAGUAUAUUUUUAUUUGUUGUGUUUUGUGUUUGUCUUUCUGUUUGUUUGUCUGUUUGGCUCUCUGUUUGUGUGCAUAUCUGUUAUUUGUUUUAUUGACUAUCCAGUAUUACAAGUCAGGUUACAUUUUUUGCAUGCAUUUAGUUACACAUUGGAGGGAAACUACAAUUCUGGU